AUGGAACAGGAGGGAACAUUAGAAAAGAAUAUAUUUCAUGAGGAAGAGAGGAAGUUGAUUAUGAAUGAAUCCACAUGUUACAUAGUUACACCUUAUCUCAAAGAAACUGGUAUGUAUUCUCCGUGCAUGAACAGUUCUGAAACAAAUGGGAAUGACAAUAAUGAUGCAGUUUUUGCAGAACAUGGCAUAGUACAUUCCUUUAAUGGUUUCAAUGUAUUCAAUUACACUGAUAUGGAUAUUAGUGAGGAAUUGUUUACGCUGUUCAGUAAGGGCAUGAAAUUUAUACCUAAUAUAGGCUUUAAUGUAGUAGAUAUUAUUAAAGAAAUUAAAUUAUACUGCAGAAGGCUGAAUUUAGCCAUCCAAUUUGGGCAAAAUGAUGUGAAUGUGAAAUCAACAGGACGUAAGGACCUUAUUAAAAAAAGUACAUAUAUUCCAGUUUCCAACCCACAGGUGGCAAAUUUUGAAAAAAUGGGACAGCCUGCUGCCAGAACACCCCAGGAGUUUACUCUUCAGGAAUCACCUGAAGUUUCUGAGUCCUCGCCAGAGUUUCCCCAUGAGAGGGCUCCUUGGAAGCAUAUGUGCAAGAGGAGGCACUUAGAUUCUCCAAGAGAGUCUCUCACUGAUGAUACAGACUUAGAUAAAGGGGAGGGUUCCCCUUGGUUACCCCCUGAUGAUGUCUCCUGUGGAGACAUCAUGGAAGUCCUGCACCAGAGAGGAGGGUGGUCUACCCUCAAGCCCAACCCCAAUGAGUCUGUAUUUCUGAAUGUGUUUCUCACAAGAGCUUCUACUUCUUGGGUGUCACCCUCUGCAUACCCCUUGGUGGAUCUUAUUUCUAGUAGGGCAUGGAAGGAACCGGAUGUGAUUGAGCCCAUGCCUAAGCACCCUGACAAGGUUCUCAGUGCUCCAUCGAACAGGCCCCAUUGGUCAAAGGAUUCCCCAGUCGAUGCCAUGGUGGUUGCAUCAGUCACCAAGAAGGAGCUGGCCCAGGAGAGCUCCUCGGUCCAUCCUCCAGACAGGGAGUCUAGGGCGAUGGACCACUUUGGGAAGCAGGCAUAUGCUUCAGCCACCUUUGCUCUGCUUGCACUGAAAUAUUUGGCACAUAUUAUUAGACUGAAGAAGGACCUGAUUAAGCAGUAUUUCUACUACUGCCUGUAUCACAAGGGAAGUGAUAGGGAAAAUGAACAGAAAGACUUCAAGGAUCUUGACUUCCAUUCUGAUGUGUCUGAUAAGGAAAGUGAGCAUGGUGAUGAAGAGUCAGAUGAUGAGGACACUGGCUGUAACAUCUCUGAAAGACAAGGUGUGCCAGGCGCUGGUAGUCUUGGUGAGAGUGAUGAGGACACUUCUGAAAGACAAGAGAAAUCCUAUGUGGACCCAGAGGCAGUUGACUUUGUAAAGGAAAGUACUUAUAUGGAAGAAGUUCAUGAAGAAAUGAAAAAGCAUGAUGAAGCAAAUGAGACUAAAACUGUCUGUGAGGAUGUCAAAACUGUGGCGUGGUCACUUGCAAAGCAAAUCAAGCCUGGUACAAAUCUGUCCGACAUUAUACUUCCCACAUUCCUCUUGGAACCUCGUUCAUGCUUAGAUGUAAUGUCUGACUGUUAUCAUAUUGACCUUCUUUCAAAGGCUGCACUGGAACAGAAUCCAUACUAUCGCAUCAAAAUGGUGGUAAGGUGGUAUCUUUCUGGGUUCUAUCUAAGGAAUCAGAGUUUGAGAAAACCGUAUAAUCCAGUACUUGGUGAAACUUUCCGAUGUAUGUGGAUCCAUCCAGAAACCAAAAGCAAGACUUUCUAUAUAGCAGAACAGGUAUCUCAUCACCCCGAUGUUUCUGCUUUCUUUGUGAGUAACAGAAAAGAUGGCUUUUGUCUCAGUGGCAGCUUCCAUAUCAAAUUAAGAUUUCAUGGUCCUUCCAUAUCUACUGUGUUGGACGGCAGUGUUAAACUUACCUUCUUAGCUCACAAAGAAGUUUACGUCUUGUCAUUACCAAAUGUAUAUUGUAAAGGUAUUUUAUCUGGCACACUGACUUCAGAAUUUGGUGGCACAGCAGCAAUUACAUGUGAGAAAUCUGGUUACAGUGCAAACCUGGAAUUCAAACUGAAGCCAUUGAUAGGUGGCAGUCUCAAUCAAGUAGUGGGGAAGAUCAAAAUGAGAAGCGAAGUCUUGUCUACAGUGAAAGGUCACUGGGACAGAGAGGUAAUCGUCCGAGACAAAAAGACUGGCAGUGUUGAAACAUUAUGGAAAAUAUCACCUGAAACAAAACAGCAGAGGCUAAAAAGGUAUACAGUACAGCCUGAUGAACUGGAAGAAUUUGAGUCACAGAGAUACUGGCAUGAGAUGACUGAAGCUGUACUCCACAAAGAUGAUAAAAAGGCUGCCAAUGUGCAAUUCUUGAUUGCGGAACAACAGAAAAAAGCUGCUAGCGAGAGGAAGGCUAAACAUGAAGAAUGGGUUUGCAGACUUUUUAAGAAGGAUCUGACCACUGCGGAGUGGUGCUAUAAGUAUGCUGAUUUCAGGCCAUGGGAUCCACUUUGUGAUUUAAUGCAGUUUGAAAAAGAUGGUAUUAUCCAGACCAGAGUCAAACAUCUGACUCCAGUGGGUGGUCCUCCAAAAAUUGAGAAAAAAUAUAGUUACAAACAGAAGUGCAAAAUGAGUGACCACUCAUUUCCAAAACAUGGCCUUCAAGAUGCUUCUGGUAGUGAAGAGCAUAAACGUGAUCCUAGACCUAGUCUGAACUUACUGAACCACAGCUAG
Protopterus annectens (West African lungfish) is the source of this 2745-nucleotide messenger RNA. Its product is annotated as oxysterol-binding protein-related protein 8-like. The transcript has 16 exons. Gene Ontology annotation, molecular function: sterol binding. Gene Ontology annotation, cellular component: membrane; intracellular membrane-bounded organelle; cytosol. Gene Ontology annotation, biological process: phospholipid transport. NCBI's taxonomy places the organism in Eukaryota, Metazoa, Chordata, Ceratodontiformes, Protopteridae. The coding region runs from base 1 to 2745 and encodes 914 amino acids. The record is from RefSeq and is a predicted model, not a curated record.